CGAGCGUUGUCGUCUUCUAUUCGAUCGAUACUAGCAACGAUCAUGCAUGUACCAUUUUGUUUUUCCCCGUCAUAAUGCUAACACCAAACGACGACAUGCCAUGGCGAUGGACCAUGGCAUCUACGCCCAAUGAAGCCAGCCACGACGAUGUCGAAACAGUCGGUUCUUUGGCCACUACAAUGCCAUCCGUGUUGUACUCGGACGACGCGAUGUUGUUCCUGUCGUCGUCACUGACGGAAGACCAGCGUGCCGUCUUGGCGGACUGCAACCAAAUGCGAAAUUUCGGCCGCCCUGGCUACGAACAUGAAUGGGCCCCCUCUGAGCACCAAGCGUCCGCGGCGCUUGCUGACGCCCCCCCAGCAGCAGCAGCGGCAUCUCCGCUUGCUCUGGCCGAGGCGUGGUCGGCAGAUUUGCUUCAGAACGUUUGGUCCCACGCCGACAACACCAACACCCACCUCGCCCUCAUGGGCGGAGGUAUCGUCGUCGCAUUCGUGGCUGUCGUGGCGCUAAUUGUCACUCGCAUCACUGGCCCAUCUACAUCGCAUCACCUUCGAGCUACAUUCGACGAGGACGGCGAUGAAUUCGACCCCGACGACGUAUACCAUCCGUUGCUUUAACUUCUUUGACCUGUAACUUGCAUAACGUCUAUUUUUGACCUUUCCG
This is a messenger RNA of Aphanomyces astaci, 663 nucleotides long. RefSeq lists its product as hypothetical. The coding region runs from base 75 to 617 and encodes 180 amino acids. NCBI's taxonomy places the organism in Eukaryota, Oomycota, Saprolegniomycetes, Saprolegniales, Verrucalvaceae. The record is from RefSeq and is a predicted model, not a curated record. The transcript has a single exon.